Aspergillus terreus NIH2624 is the source of this 1092-nucleotide messenger RNA. RefSeq lists its product as uncharacterized. The record is from RefSeq and is a predicted model, not a curated record. The transcript is spliced from 3 exons. Lineage: Eukaryota; Fungi; Ascomycota; Eurotiomycetes; Eurotiales; Aspergillaceae. The coding region runs from base 1 to 1092 and encodes 363 amino acids.
AUGGAUUAUAAAGUCGGAGGAUUUCAUCUUCGAGCCAGAUAUCACUUUACGCUGUUCCAUCCCAUCCGGUACAAAACAUCCAACUGCCUUCCGUUCAUCAUGAGCCAAGUUCUUUUCAAGGGUGCAGCACGUCUGAGCUGCCAUUAUCAAAGGCGUUUCCUAUCAACCCAGCUAGGCCAGCUCAGAAGCCAUCCAACCUCCAUCCGUCCAACCACCACCGAGAUCCAACACGCGUGUCUUUCCCCCCAGCAUCUCGAGGUUGCUAUGCGCAGCCUUCAUGAGGACGGCCUCGUUGUGGUUGAGAAUGUUGUCCCUCACGGCAGCCUGGAUCGACUCAACAAGAAGAUGGUCGAGGACGCAUACAUUCUCCGGUCGAAAAAGGGUGAUAGUCCGUUUAACUACAACCUUGGAAAUCUCCAGCAGGAUGCGCCCCCAGUGAGAGAACACUUCGAUCUCAGCAUUUUUCUGAACCCAAUUGCAACGCAAAUUACUUCAUCGGCGUUGGGACCCCGCCCAAAAUGGACGUUCUGUUCUGGUAACACCGCGAUGCCGCCCACCACCGAGCACCCUCCUAUGUCGCAACCGGUGCAUUCAGAUGCAGACUUUGCACACCCGUGCCACCCGUUUGCGUAUGUUAUCAAUGUGCCUCUGAUUACAAUGACACCGGAGAACGGCUCCACGGAAGUGUGGCUGGGCACGCACACCGACACCGGACUGCAUGUUCAAGAAGGGCUACAUGGUGAGCGCGCAAGCGGUCGGAUUAAGCUCGAGGAGCUGGAAAAGCGCCGUGCUGUCCGCGCCCCUUGCCAGCCUACUGUGCCAAAAGGCUCGAUUGUCAUCAGAGAUCUGAGGCUGUGGCAUGCAGGAAUUGGGAAUCAAACGGAAAUCCCCCGCGUCAUGUUAGCAAUGAUUCAUUUCGCAUCGUGGUACCGAAACCCCAUGAAACUCGAGUUGGCGGAUGAUUUACGGCCUGUCAUUGAGGGUCUGACCGACGUAGAAGUCCCUGUGGACUGGGUGACCAAGUCGGAGGCUCUUUCACGAUACUUGAACCGUGGAUUUGGUAAUGCGUACGAUUUCAACCAGCAGGCGUAG